AUGGAGAUAGUCGAGUAUAUUCUCGCACAGAAUAUUGUAGACAUUAACAGCAGAGGAAACGACGGACAGACGGCAGUAAUGAAGGCGGCCUUGAAGGGGAAGAGAGACGUGUUUGACUUUCUGGUGACGAAAGGAGCAAAUCUGUCUUCCGUUGAUACAGAUGGCAACACCAUUCUAUAUCUUGCCUCAUCGAGUGAAGUGACAUGUGAACAGGAUGUUCCACCACUUGGGGCCUGGGUAACCCAACCCGAGGAUCACGAAGUAACACAGAAUCACACACAAUACCAAAGUCAGUCAAACACUGAUCUCCUCGAUGCCUGCAAGAAUGGAGACAUGUGCCGAGUCAAAUACUUAUUAUCUGAGGGUCAUGCAGACAUCAACACAAGAGGACAGAACGGAAUGAUACCACUGAUGCUUGCAGCACAGAAUGCUCAUAGACAAGUGUUUGACUUUCUCGUGGGGCAAGGAGCCAGUAUGUCAAUCAUGAGUAGAGCUGAGAUGAGCAUCCUUCAUGUGGCAUGUGAAGGGGGAAAUGUUCCAAUAGUGAAGUAUGUCCUCGAACAGAACGUGACAGACAUCAACAGUAGAAGACGGGACGGGUCGACGGCAGCCAUGUUAGCAGUGUUUAAGGGACAUGGAGACGUUUUCAACUUGCUGGUAAAGAAAGGUGCUGAUCUAACACUAUUUGAUGAUAAGGGAUCUACUUUUGUGGAUCUGGCCAUUCGGGGAGGAAAUACUGAGAUAGUAGAAUAUGUAUUGAAACAGAACAAUGUGGACAUUAACAGGAAACACUGCGGGCUGACACCUGUCAUGCUUGCAGCACUUAACGGGAAACUAGCCGUGUUUAAUUUCUUAGUGCAAAAAGGCGCUGACCUGUCAAUAAAGCAUGCUGAUUAUGAGACAAUCCUUCCCAUGGCAUGUAAAGGGGGAAAUAUUGAGAUAGUGAAAUAUGCUCUCGAACAGAACAUUGAUGCAAUGAGCAGCAACGGCAUGGAUGACAAUGCAGCAGCAGUGAUAGCAGCAAGGAGGGGUCACAGAGACAUAUUCGAUUUACUUGUGAAGAAAGGAGCUAAUCUGACUAUGAAGGAAGAAAACAACAAUAUCCUUCUUAUGGCGUGUGAAGGAGGAAAUGUGGAUAUAGUAAAGUAUGUCCUCAAACAAAAUAUUGUAGACAUCAACAGCAAAAACGAUGAAGAAUUGACACCAGCAAUGGUGGCAGCAAGUUUGGGACAUAAAGAAAUGUUUGACUUACUUAUUAGUGAAGGAGCAGAUAUGACUCAUGUGAGUGAAGACGAUGACAAGAUUCUUCAUUUGGCGUGUUAUGGCGGAAAUGUGGAUAUAGUGAAGUAUGUCCUCAAACAAAAAAUUUUGGAUAUCAACCGCAAAGACGAUGACGGCUGGACACCAGCAAUGAUGGCAAUAUAUGGGGGACAUAGAGACAUAUUGUAUUUGCUUGUGAGAGAAGGCGCUAAUCUGACACAAAGGAAUUAUGAGCAUCGCAACGUCCUUCACGUGGCCUGCUCAAGCAAACAAACUAAAAUAACGAAGUAUUUGAUCACAAACACACCUGUUAUGCUGGCAGCACUACAGGGACUUGGAGAGGUGUUUGACUUGAUAGUAAGUAAAGGUGCUGAUCUAAGAAGCGUUACUGCACAUCAGGAGAACAUUCUUCAUCUGGCCUGUCGUGGAUCAAACGUGGAAAUAGUGAAGUAUAUUCUUUCACAGAAUAUUGUAGAUGACAUCAAUUCAAGAUCAGUGUAUGGGAAGACUCCACUAAUGAUUGCAGCAGUAAAUCAAAAUAAAGAAGCAUUUGAUUUGCUUGUGAAGAAGGGGGCGGAUCUGACAUUAGUGGAAGACAAUGGCGAAAACAUUCUUCAUUAUGCCUCGGCGGGUGGAAAGUUGGAGAUAGUCGAGUAUAUUCUCGCACAGAAUAUUGUAGACAUUAACAGCAGAGGAAACAACGGAAAGACGGCUGUAAUGAUGGCGGCAUGGAUCGGGAAGAGAGACGUGUUUGACUUCCUGGUGACGAAAGGAGCAAAUCUGUCAUCCGCUGAUACAGAUGGCAACACCAUCCUAUAUCUUGCCUACUCUGAUCUGUUAAAUGAGUUUGAGUGGCCUGUCCAUGAUGACCUCAGUGGAAGUGACCCCUUUUCACCCAUCCUGAAAGUUGUUCCCCCUACUGAUGUUCAGCCAUCAUCACGAUGGAACUUUAAGAAAGCAAACUAG
Messenger RNA from Haliotis rufescens (red abalone), 2226 nucleotides. RefSeq names its product ankyrin repeat domain-containing protein 50-like. Bases 1 to 2226 code for a protein of 741 amino acids. NCBI's taxonomy places the organism in Eukaryota, Metazoa, Mollusca, Gastropoda, Lepetellida, Haliotidae. The transcript is spliced from 4 exons. The record is from RefSeq and is a predicted model, not a curated record. Gene Ontology annotation, molecular function: protein binding.